Messenger RNA from Felis catus (domestic cat), 2013 nucleotides. RefSeq names its product protein interacting with PRKCA 1 (gene PICK1). Gene Ontology annotation, biological process: dendritic spine maintenance; regulation of Arp2/3 complex-mediated actin nucleation; receptor clustering. The transcript is spliced from 13 exons. NCBI's taxonomy places the organism in Eukaryota, Metazoa, Chordata, Mammalia, Carnivora, Felidae. Bases 204 to 1457 code for a protein of 417 amino acids. Gene Ontology annotation, molecular function: phospholipid binding; protein domain specific binding; protein kinase C binding. The record is from RefSeq and is a predicted model, not a curated record. Gene Ontology annotation, cellular component: synaptic vesicle; postsynaptic early endosome; postsynaptic density.
UUCAGGUGCCAGCCUGGCCUGGACCCGGCGGAGGGACUGACGCUUCCGGUGAGCGACCGCGGUAGUUCCCAAGGGCCUGGAGACCCGUGGGGCGGCCUCUGGGGUCUGAGUCCACCGCCCUGGCCUGGACUUCCCCCCUGUACCUAUUCCCCAUUCCUCUGCCGAGCUGGGCACUUAGCCAGCCCCCCUCAACUCUCGGAACCAUGUUUGCAGACUUGGAUUAUGACAUCGAGGAGGACAAACUCGGAAUCCCUACUGUGCCUGGGAAGGUGACCCUCCAGAAGGAUGCUCAGAACCUGAUCGGGAUCAGCAUAGGAGGAGGGGCCCAGUACUGUCCCUGCCUCUACAUCGUCCAGGUGUUUGACAACACCCCGGCAGCCCUGGACGGCACCGUGGCGGCUGGUGACGAGAUCACCGGCGUCAACGGCAGGUCCAUCAAAGGCAAAACGAAGGUGGAGGUGGCGAAGAUGAUUCAGGAGGUGAAGGGGGAGGUGACUAUUCACUACAACAAGCUGCAGGCGGACCCCAAGCAGGGCAUGUCCCUGGACAUUGUGUUGAAGAAGGUAAAGCAUCGGCUGGUAGAGAACAUGAGUUCGGGGACCGCGGACGCCCUGGGCCUGAGCCGGGCCAUCCUGUGCAAUGACGGGCUUGUCAAGAGGCUGGAGGAGCUGGAGCGGACCGCCGAGCUGUAUAAAGGAAUGACAGAACACGCCAAGAAUCUCCUGCGGGCCUUUUAUGAGCUGUCACAGACCCACCGGGCCUUUGGGGACGUGUUCUCUGUGAUUGGGGUGCGGGAGCCCCAGCCAGCUGCGAGCGAGGCUUUUGUGAAGUUUGCCGACGCCCACCGCAGCAUCGAGAAGUUCGGCAUCCGGCUGCUGAAAACCAUCAAGCCGAUGCUGACAGACCUGAACACCUAUCUCAACAAAGCCAUCCCAGACACUCGCCUCACCAUCAAGAAGUACCUGGACGUCAAGUUUGAGUACCUGUCCUACUGCCUGAAGGUGAAGGAGAUGGACGACGAGGAGUACAGCUGCAUCGCCCUGGGGGAGCCCCUGUACCGCGUGAGCACUGGCAACUACGAGUACCGCCUGAUCCUGCGCUGUCGCCAGGAGGCGCGUGCCCGCUUCUCCCAGAUGCGCAAAGACGUGCUGGAGAAGGUGGAGUUGCUGGACCAGAAGCACGUCCAGGACAUCGUGUUCCAGCUGCAGCGCUUCGUAUCCACCAUGUCCCAGUACUACAACGACUGCUACGCGGUGCUGCGCGACGCCGACGUCUUCCCCAUCGAGGUGGACCUGGCCCACACCACGCUGGCCUACGGCCUCAGCCAGGAUGAGUUCACCGACGGGGAGGACGAGGAGGACGAAGACGACGAGGACACGGCAGCUGGGGAGCCGUCCAGGGAUGCGCGAGGGGCCGCCGGGCCCCUGGACCAGGGCGGGAGCUGGUGUGGCUCCUGAGUUGCCCCCGUGGGGUGCGGAGCUGGGGGGGCAGGGUGAGCGAGCGGGAGGACAGCGCCUGGAAGCGGGGGCGGGGCCGCCGCCCGACAGGGCGGAGCCUAAAGGCCCUGCCGGCUUGGGGUGCCUGCCUCCCUGCUCCUCUGUCCUAGCUCAGCGAGCCCGGGCCCCCGUCCGGGAAAAGGCCCGGCCCCGGACACCGGCCCCCUCUCCCCUCCCUCCCCAGCCAGAUGGAGAGCUUGGCCUCUGGAACUGCCUUAGGAAGGAGAGAGGGGGCAGAAAGGAGGAGUGGUGGGAGGUGGCAGGAAGUCCAGGACCCGCCCCCCUGGGCGGCGCCGCUGUCCCCACCUGGAGCCUGCCGGAGCUGGGGGGCCGUGGGUGGACGGCCGAGGUUGAGGCCAGCGUCUCACGUACACCCGCACCUCGCCCGGGGCGGCCCCACCGCAGCCCACACUCACACCUCGGCGGCCUUUAUUUAUUUCGUGCCCCCGGCUCAGCCGCUUCCCCGGGGAGGGGCUGGGCGCCGGGCCUGUAUCGAAUAAACACGAACCCAGACGGA